UCAAUGCAAACGAAAAAUCAUUAUCACUUGCGUAUUAUCGAUACAGAUAACAGAGCGGAGUGUGGCUAUUACUAAUCGGCGAUCAUUUAGGGUUUUUUUUCCACCCGAUCCGAACUUAUUCAAAAAAUGCCGCAGCAAUAUAAGCCGCUGCAUAACGAGGAAGAUGUGGAAAAUGGGGCUGCCGAUGCCACCCCAACAGGAGACAACAGACAGCAACAACAACAACAAGAGGCUGCUAAUCCCCCGGCCGUGCAGUUGCUAAUGGUGUCUCUGUUUUUGCUACUCUUCUUUGGCUCCUCGUUCUUCCAGCCACGGCCGCGACUGCAGCACUUGAGUGGCGGCGGCAGUAAGUAUGAUCAGUCCAAGUACGACUGCAAAAUCCAACUGGUGGAGUCCAUACCCAUUGGGCUCAACUACUCCGAUGGCAGUCCACGCUUCUUGAGCACCUUUGAGGCAUGGCAGCAGCUGCUAGACAGCGCCAAGGAGUCCCUGGACAUUGCUUCCUUUUAUUGGACUCUUCGAGCCCAGGACACCCCCGGCGUGAACGACACCAGCACUCAGCAAGGCGAGGAGAUCUUCAAGCGCUUCCUGAAUAAUAGAAACGGUGGCAGUAACACGCCCAGGCUCAACAUACGCAUAGCACAGAGUGAACCCUCCAGUGUGUCGCCGAAUGAAGACACCAAGCUGCUGGCCAGCAAUGGAGCGGCCGAAGUGGUGUCAGUGUCAUUUCCCAAGUACUUUGGGGGCGGCGUCUUGCACACGAAACUUUGGAUUGUAGAUGAACAGCAUUUCUACUUGGGCAGCGCCAACAUGGACUGGCGGGCUCUGACGCAGGUGAAGGAGAUGGGAAUACUGGCCCAGAACUGUCCACAGCUCACCAAAGACGUGGCCAAGAUAUUCAAGGAAUAUUGGUAUUUGGGAAAGAGUACGGAUGCGAAAAUACCAAACUGGAACUGGGAUUAUUCGACGAACUACAACCUCCGUUCGCCCAUGAUCCUAAAUGUGAACAGCAACACAACGAUGGAGGGAUUUUUGUCCAGUUCCCCACCCCCACUUUCCGCCAACGGUCGCACCAACGAUCUGGAGGCCAUACUAAGCACCAUUGAUUCGGCCAUUACGUAUGUGAACAUUGCUGUGAUGGACUACUAUCCUCUGAUCAUUUAUGGCCAGCAUCCCAAGUAUUGGCCGUACAUCGAUGAUGCCCUGCGCCGGGCAGCCGUGGAGCGGGGUGUGGCCGUAAAGCUGCUCAUCUCCUGGUGGAAGCAUUCCAAUCCCAGUGAGAAUAAAUACCUCAAAUCGCUGCUGGAUCUCAACUCCAAAAGGGACAAAAUCGAUAUUCAAAUUCGACGUUUCAUUGUGCCCACGGAUGCGAGUCAAGAGAAGAUACCCUUUGGUCGGGUGAAUCACAACAAAUACAUGGUCACCGAUCGAGUGGCCUACAUAGGCACCUCCAAUUGGUCUGGGGACUACUUCACCGACACUGCCGGCAUUGGCCUGGUGCUCAGGGAAACCCACGAAACGGAGCAAACCAAGACGCUGCGCAGCGACCUAAGGAAUGUGUUUGAGAGAGAUUGGAAUAGUCCCUAUGCCCAUGACUUGGAAUAGAUUGUUAAACCCCUACGAACCUUCUAAAAGUUGUUCAGUUUUAUUCAAUUGCUUUUAUUAUUCACUUUUUUGAUUAUAUUUUUGUAUGAAAAAUAAAA
Molecule: messenger RNA, 1703 nt
Organism: Drosophila obscura
Lineage: Eukaryota; Metazoa; Arthropoda; Insecta; Diptera; Drosophilidae
Gene: Pld3
Product: 5'-3' exonuclease PLD3
Exons: 2
Coding region: 127-1605 (492 amino acids)
Molecular function (GO): catalytic activity
Source: RefSeq, a predicted model, not a curated record